This is a messenger RNA of Dipodomys ordii (Ord's kangaroo rat), 2181 nucleotides long. RefSeq names its product golgi phosphoprotein 3 (coat-protein) (gene Golph3). NCBI's taxonomy places the organism in Eukaryota, Metazoa, Chordata, Mammalia, Rodentia, Heteromyidae. Gene Ontology annotation, biological process: Golgi vesicle budding; Golgi organization; Golgi to plasma membrane protein transport. Gene Ontology annotation, cellular component: cytosol; Golgi cisterna; trans-Golgi network. Gene Ontology annotation, molecular function: phosphatidylinositol-4-phosphate binding. Bases 50 to 670 code for a protein of 206 amino acids. The transcript has 3 exons. The record is from RefSeq and is a predicted model, not a curated record.
UUACACUUCAUUUUGGAAUGACUGUAUAUCAUCUGGAUUACGUGGCUGUAUGUUAAUUGAAUUAGCAUUGAGAGGAAGGUUACAACUAGAGGCUUGUGGAAUGAGACGUAAAAGUCUUUUAACAAGAAAGGUGAUCUGUAAAUCAGAUGCUCCAACAGGGGAUGUUCUUCUUGAUGAAGCUCUCAAGCAUGUUAAGGAGACUCAGCCUCCAGAAACGGUCCAGAACUGGAUUGAGUUACUUAGUGGUGAGACGUGGAAUCCAUUAAAACUGCAUUAUCAGUUAAGAAAUGUACGGGAACGAUUAGCUAAAAACCUGGUAGAAAAGGGUGUACUGACAACAGAGAAACAGAACUUCCUACUAUUUGACAUGACGACACAUCCUCUCACCAAUAACAAUAUUAAGCAGCGUCUCAUCAAGAAGGUACAAGAAGCUGUUCUUGACAAGUGGGUGAAUGACCCUCACCGCAUGGACAAGCGCUUGCUGGCCCUCAUUUACCUAGCCCAUGCCUCAGAUGUUCUGGAGAAUGCUUUUGCUCCUCUUCUGGACGAGCAGUAUGAUUUAGCCACCAAGAGAGUACGGCAGCUUCUCGACUUAGACCCAGAAGUGGAAUGUCUGAAGGCCAACACCAAUGAGGUUCUGUGGGCAGUGGUGGCAGCCUUCACCAAGUAACUCUGUUAGAAUGAAGUGUUUCCUUUCUCAUGUAAACCAGUAGUUUUUCUUCUAUUGACUUCUGGUUUUCUGCAGUUUGUACUUUUCCCACACUAUAAUUGGCUUUUGUUUUAAGAGAUAGUGGGUGGCUAUUUCCUUUUUGUAUGUAUGGAGGAUUCUGCUGGUACGAGAGGCCUUCCUCUUUCUGUUUUUAACAAAUGUACUGCCAUAUUGGCAUCCCAUUCCCUGUUGCCAUUCUCACUGUUACCUGUUCCGGGUUUCUGGAUACUUUGACUUUCAAAGUACCUCCAGUCACCUCGCAUGCACAGCUUUUGGAUUACCUCAGCGUGAGUUUUCCCACAUGUGCAUGAGCAUCUCUCUGGCAUUCUGCCUGCAGUUCAGACAGAAGUCACAACAAGGCCUUCAACUCACCAAAGGUAAAUAUCUGUAUCUAUUAGGACAUUUUUUAUACAUAGACCUCAGUUGAGAUGUAUACUUAGCAAAAUUAUUUUUAAAUUGAAACAGCACAGUAGAUACUUAAUAUAAAAUGCCCCUUGGAUUUUGCUUCCCAUGUAAAUCUCUUGUAUUAUUACACCUGUUAUAAUUUUAACUAUUAAAUCAUAAAGGUCCAAUUGUUUCACAGAGCCAGUUUGGGAUGGGCUGCAUUCCACUUACACUGUAUAUAGUUUGAAUUAUAUAUAAAUUGCCCCUUCUGGCCACCCAGUCCCCAUCUUAGUGUUUUGCAAGAUUUAAUUAGUUUUACACCUGGUGCCCCUCACUUUGGUCAUUAUUACUUGAUGGCAAGAAUAGUCCUCUCAUUGAAGGAGAGAGAAAAAGGUGUCUGCCUGACCGGUUCUAGGAGUUUUUGAGCUGUGCCAUUCAUGGUACUUUUUGCCUAUGCAUCUCUUUUUUGGAUUUUUAAUUUUUAAAAAAAUUUUUUGGUCUUAACUGUUCUUUUCAUUUCUGUAGGGAAGAGGCCUGUGACCAGUACUAAUCUUGAGUACAAUUUUUUCUUUUUCUGCCCAGAAGUAAAUUAAUGUCUGCUCUGAAAUAUCAUUUGUCUACUCAUGCUUUCUUGGAGGAAAAAAAAUCAAAUGUCAGUCCUAGCAGAUGUUGCAUGUAAAUUGGUAGCAAGUAAUGACUACAAACUCAGACGAUUAAGAAUUUUGUAAUAGAAAGCUCUGCCGUUUUAAUUUUUUAUAUGCAGUUAUAAUUAGCACAUUGUAAGGCUAUAAACCUUUGCUUUUUAAAGUUUAUUUUUAUGAUUUCUUUAUCACUGCUAUUGUACCACCAUUGGUUUCGUAAUGUAAAUACUAUACAUUGAACAAAUUAAAAGUCAAAUUUUUUUAUUACCAUAGUUCAUGUUAAUAGUGGGGCUUUCAGGUGUUUAGAAAUUUUUGGUUAACAUUCACUGCAAAAGAACUAGAUGGUGUAUAACUCUAGAAUUGAAUUUAAGGGAUUCUCUAAUAUGUAUACUAUCUUUUUAUCUGAAGUAAUAAAUAAACUAUGAUCUUGAAAGUGCCUGAAUCACA